Messenger RNA from Emys orbicularis (European pond turtle), 1476 nucleotides. RefSeq names its product interleukin 15 (gene IL15). Bases 600 to 1193 code for a protein of 197 amino acids. Gene Ontology annotation, biological process: immune response; positive regulation of cytokine production; positive regulation of tyrosine phosphorylation of STAT protein. The record is from RefSeq and is a predicted model, not a curated record. Gene Ontology annotation, cellular component: extracellular region. The transcript has 7 exons. Gene Ontology annotation, molecular function: cytokine activity; cytokine receptor binding. NCBI's taxonomy places the organism in Eukaryota, Metazoa, Chordata, Testudines, Emydidae.
UUGCCGGAACGCCUCCUGUUUGGGGCGCAGGGACGGGGAAGAGAGUGAAGCAGCCCGUUAUGGUGAGGCAUUCCCAGGAGCCCCGUCUGCAGCGCUCUAACCGGGAAGGGCCACAAUUUGGCUGUGCGGGGGGGACUCUGUAUAGAAGGGUUGCACCUUUUCCUUCCCCUUUAUGGACUGAUAAACAGCUGGGUGUAUAGCAGUGACAGCCCAGGACGCCGAGUGGGUUGUUAACCCCAAAGCCUUCAGGUCCCUGGCGUUCCCCCCUCGCCGUAGUUUUCUUUUCUUUGCAAACCUAACAGCGUGACAGUGCAAAGAAGGAAGAAUUCCCUGCAGUAGUUCCUGGAUUAACUUCAGUCUCAGGCAGUCACAGCUCGAGCAACUGAGUCCUGCUGAGGCUUAACUAGUCUUCAUUCGUUUCGUAACAACCGAAAGUGAAACAGGACUGGGCGGGCUGUGGGGAGAACGUGAUUUGCUGUCAUUGGUGGCAGCUCUCCACUGAUGCUUUCUCUGCAGACACGUUCCCAGACUUGUCCUCAAAAGAACUUUUCUGAUGUAGCUAAUCUGCUUCUGAUUUGAGUGAUGUCCCAGCAGGUACCAUGCUGGUGAUGGCCUGGCCACCAUGGAACUCUAUUGGAGCACGGCACUGGCUAGGGACUCAGAAAACACACCUGAGAAGUAUUUGUCUCCACUACCAGCAGUAUCUGAAGAGACAUUUUCUCAGAUUUUUAAAUAAUGCGACUGGAAUAACCAUCUUCAUUCUUUGCUGCAUCAGUGCAUAUCUACCAGGAAUAGAAGCUGAAAGAAGAAGGUGGGAGGCAGUUAUAGAUGAUUUGCAUGAGAUUAAAUACACAUCUGAUAGCAUUGAUGCCUGUUUAUACACUGCAUAUACAGACAAGCCAGAUGAGUGCGAAGUACAAGUGAUGGAAUGCUUUUUGUUAGAGCUGAAAGUGAUUUCCCAUGAAUGUGAAAUCAGAAAAGGAUGUAAAAUCAAACACUACGUGCGCAAUGUGCUGGCAAAUGUAAAGGCAAAUUUACCAAAGAAUACAAGUUUACUGAACAGUCCGAACAGGAAUAAAAUAACAUGCAAACAAUGUGAAGAGUACGAAGAAAGAAAUUUUAUUAAAUUUAUAGAGACUUUCGAAGAGUUUGCAAAACACAAGCUGAAAUUUUUACUGCAUGUUCCUAAAUAGGCUCUCUUUUUGAAAGUGCUUAAGGGAAACUCCAUAAACUUUGCUGGCACUUCAAGCAAUAUAAUCAUUGGAUGGAUGGAGAGACAGACGGUUUGGCUAUUUUAAGAACUUUUGUAAGACAGAAAGGCAGAAAAAACAAAAUACAUCAAAGAAUAAUCUGAACUAUGAACUGCGCCACAGACUAUUUUGCCUUUUUAUUUUUAAUUUACUACUUUCUCUGGGAAGCUAUUAAAAUGUAAAAUGAUGUGUAUUUUAUAAGCAUUUUAGAUAAAUAUUUGCUCUU